GUCAUAAUUGACUCUCAAGCAUUUGUUAUCAAACAUUGUCUGUCGAUAUUAAUUUAUUAAGCUCAUAACGUUUAUUGCUUCGCAUUGUUUACCCCCUAUAGAUGUUGUCUUCAUUUUUCAGACGUCAUUUGUUAUCACAGGGUAUAUUAUAACAUAGUUUACUUUAUAAAGAUAAUCGUCAUUAACUUGUAAGACAUUUUUUGUAAAUAAAAUUUGAAGUUAGUAACAAGAUGUCAGUCGAAAAAUAAGUUAAUUUUAUAAUCUUAAAUGUACUUUGUUAUGAAUGGAUCCAAUUGCAGGAUGCACUUAUGUAAUGCUGAAUCAAUAACGAUGAUCGAAGGUUACUUCUACAUAUAUUUCUGUUUUCUCCGUGGCAAGUAAUAGCUAGCAUGCCACACUCAGUAGUCAAGUGUGAGAGGUUUUUAAUAAUUCAUUACUCCCACGCAGACACCAUUGUAAGUUUGUUAAAUCAUGGAUGAAAUUACGAUGGUUACAAUUAUAAUAUAAACCUUCAGUGGGAGAAAGAAUCAUCCGUUAAUUGCAGCCUUAAAGUCUGCAUUGAAUGCGAAUUGAUUUCCAUAUAAUAUAUUGCAUUUAUACAUUUGAUUUCACCUUGAUAGAUCUACGCAUCUCUUCCAGAAAAUAUACUUAAUUACUUAAACUUAUAUAUAAUAAAUACUUAAACUUAAAAUCAAGCAUCGGUAAUUUCAAGGACAUCUAUGAACAAACAUUUUUCCUUUUUGCGCGCAAAUGUGAAAUAUUAUUAUAUAAGUCUGUCGUUCCAAAAUGUUUAGAAAUCACUAAGUCGUAGAAUGAUGAUUUUAAAAAUUCUAUGUCAACUAUUUAAUUUCCGAGUUUCUUGAAGCAAAUUUACGUUUACAUCUUUUUAUGAAGAUAGAUAAAAAAUAUGCUAACAAUGCUUGUAUCUUUCAUUUUUGUCCGACUUAUCUAGAAUUAAGUGUCUGAUAAACAAUGAUAUUUUGGUUAUGUCAAGCAAUAUGUAAUUAUAGUGCACCUUUAAUUACAAACAUUCCAGAGGGGCAAUUCCAUACGAAAACCUCGAUAAGGACGACUGGAACGUACGUGCCUCCUUCAGACAUACGUUUGGAUUUUUUUAACGCACGUGCCCGAACACUUACAACAUUUUACAAGCUCGUUAUUCGUAAGCAACGUGAUUUGCAAGUCAAACGAGGCGCAUUCGAUUGGCGAAGUUUUCAUUGCCUCGUUUAAUCGGCCAUCUUGGAAAAUUUAGUUCGCUUUUGUGAAGAAAAUAUUAUAAUAAGUAUAAUUUCUUACAUAAAACUUGUGUAACCAUAUUAACUACUUACAUUAUAAGAAACAGGAAAGACAAAUUUCGAUGUGCAUAUUGCUAAUCUUUUUUUAUGUGAACAGCGAAAAUCAAAUGCUACAAAAUUUGUUUGUUGAUUCAUCAUACGCGCUAAAUCAUCGGUGAAAGAUGUAUGUUAUUUGGAAUAGGUUAAAAUUUAUAUGUUUAUUAUUUCUUGAAGAAAUAAUAUGAGACGGAUACUCUUCUAAUAGCAGAAGAUUAGUUGCCUUGUUUUCAACGAUGGAUUAACCUGCUACGAAAUUAUUUCAAGCGGAUAUUAUUGUUUUCAUUGUACCGUGCGAGUGAUCGCAUUUAAGUUAUUGGAAACGCCGCCAAAACAAAGAGGGCGCUAAAGUAUUCUUAACUAACUAUAUAAUCCUCUGAAAUUCUUAUCGCACUUUUUACUUUCAUUACAUAAAUGAUAAACAUUGUCAUAUUUGAAUGUCAAUAGAAGUCACCAGUUUUCAAAAGGCACAAAUUCUACAAUAGAAUUCCUCUGUACAGAACGGUUAUUAUUUUCCUUGUUCUACAUACAUACGUAUAUUUUACUGAUUGUGAGAUCAUUUGCAAUUCAGGUAAGGUUCCACUCUCUCGUGUCUUACAUUCGAAAACACACCACCAUUUAACCGAUCCCUAAACGUGUAUACACAGUAAGACCGAUGGUCUUAUCUGUCAUAGGGAGCACAAGGAAACGUCAGAAAGGAAACAAGCAUAUACAGGAUUCCUGCAAGGAUCAAAACACCUGUUACUCUACUGUCUUGAGGAUGACAGAUGAAAAUUGGCACGAACUUCGAACCUGGCUAACAAAAAAAUACGCAACAAUGAAAAAGAUGCAAUUAACAUUAUUUAAACGGGAACUUCGUCGAAGAAUGAAACCUCUGGAAGGAGAGCGACGCUAAUGGCAAUAGGGUUAACCAAGAUGGCGUGCAAUCUUAAGUUCUCUUCAGUUACACUUAAACAUGAUUUAAGCCGUAGUUUUAAAUAGUUAUAUAAAUCCAUCAAUGAAAACUGAUUUUAAUUACAACUUGAUAUCCAGGCUUUACUGUUAGCUAUAAUCAAGUCGAACAUACUUCAAUAUUUUUACAAAUCCCUUGAUAUUUUAAUAUUAUGUUAAUUUACUAAUUAAUUCUUUUUUAAAAUCUGCAAUAUUAACCUCCAACUUGAAAGUCCUCCCGUAUGCUAUUUGUAUAUUACGACUAACAAAUCUAAAGUUAUAACAGAAAAAUGACCAGCAUUAAAAUUUGUAAUAAAAGGUUAUGUACCAUAACCUCCAAUUCAAAAGA
This is a messenger RNA of Bombus pyrosoma, 2610 nucleotides long. RefSeq lists its product as uncharacterized. Bases 1987 to 2226 code for a protein of 79 amino acids. The record is from RefSeq and is a predicted model, not a curated record. Lineage: Eukaryota; Metazoa; Arthropoda; Insecta; Hymenoptera; Apidae. The transcript has 4 exons.